CGCCGCUGCGCAUGCUCGGCCGGAAGUGCGGGAGCCGCGCGAUGGCGCAGGCCGGGCGCGCCGAGCCGGGGAGCCUGGGCCGGCGGCCCGCGUUCCGGGGACUCCCGCCGUGCGCCUGGGGCCUCGUGCUGCUCUGGCUGACGGCGACUGCGGGCGACCCUGCCCGGCGCCACUGGCCGGUUCCCUACAAACGCUUUUCCUUUCGUCCAGAGCCAGAUCCAUAUUGUCAAGCCAAGUACACCUUCUGUCCAACCGGCUCUGCCAUCCCAGUGAUGAAAGAUGAUGAUGUCAUCGACGUCUUUCGGCUGCAAGCUCCAGUGUGGGAAUUUAAAUACGGAGACCUCCUGGGACAUCUGAAAAUCAUGCACGAUGCCAUCGGAUUCAGGAGUACGCUGACUGGCAAGAACUAUACAAUGGAAUGGUAUGAGCUUUUCCAGCUUGGCAAUUGCACGUUUCCUCACCUCCGACCUGAAAUGAAUGCCCCUUUCUGGUGUAAUCAAGGAGCUGCCUGCUUUUUCGAAGGAAUUGAUGAUCUCCACUGGAAGGAAAAUGGGACGUUAGUUCUAGUAGCGACCAUAUCAGGGGAUAUAUUUAACAAAAUGGCAAAAUGGGUGAGAAAGGACAAUGAAACAGGGAUUUACUACGAGACAUGGACUGUGCAAGCCAGCCCCGAGAGGGGGGCAGAAACGUGGUUUGACUCCUACGACUGUUCCAAAUUUGUGUUAAGGACAUAUGAGAAGUUGGCUGAGCUUGGAGCAAAAUUCAAGAAGAUAGAAACCAACUACACAAGAAUAUUUCUUUACAGUACAGAACCUACUUACUUGGGAAACGAAACAUCUAUUUUUGGGCCAACAGGAAACAAGACUCUUGCUUCAGCCAUAAAAAAAUUUUAUUAUCCCUUCAAACCGCAUUUAUCUAUCAAAGACUUUCUGUUGAAUCUCCUGAAAAUUUUUGAUUCAGUGGUUCUACACAGACAGUUCUACUUGUUUUAUAAUUUUGAAUACUGGUUUUUACCUAUGAAGUUUCCAUUUGUUAGAAUAACAUACGAAGAAAUCCCUUUACCUGACAAAAAACCAAUGCUGCCUGCUUUAUGAAACCUGAAUUCUACUGUUUGCCCUCCCGCCACCAGCAUCUCGUGUCAGCGGCUAGGUUUACAUUUGGUGAUUUCUCAGCCUUUCACCCUGGAGCAGAACUGUGAAAAAGCACACAGCGGCAGAAUUGCUGCACCUAACUUCUCAGGGCUUGACUCUCAAGAGAAAUGGAAAUGCUUCCUCUCCUGGCAGAAGCAAGCAUGCUUUGUGAUCCGGAUUUCAACUCCCAUGCCUUUGCUAAUAUGGAGAAUUGUGCCUUGCAUUAGACAUGUACAGUCUUUGGAGCCAGCAUUUUUAAAGUUGUGGGUAUUGGUGUGCCAAGAUUUCUUAGAUAUCCCCAACAUUUUCAUGGUGGGAACUGUUUUUUGUGGAGUGAUACAACUUUUCAUAUGGUGUGUUCACACUUCGAUUUUUUAAAAAAUGGCUAUGCCAGCUUGCCCCUGUUACAGGUCCAGUAAUCCAGCAUUCCAUUACUUGAACUUGAGCAUGUGCGCUUCCAGAUGUGAAGAAUAGUGUUAAAGAGCAGGAACUCUCAUCCGAACUAGUAGUUAACUGGGUUUUGUGAUUUGAAGCAACUUCUCUCAGCCUGCUUCCUGAUCCUUAAAAUCUGUCAGGAUUGCUGUCAAGAUUGAAGUCAUGAUUGUCUGGCAUCAUAAGGUCACAAUCAGUGGUAGCAACGAUUAAUCAAAAAAAAUUUGUCAUUCCUGAUCUUGCCUAAUGUAGUCUAUGUGCCAGCCCUUCCAGAGUUUUGUAAGUUCCUGACUUUGAGCUGACAAGCAUAGCACAUCAGCAAUUCCACAUACAUCCAGGACAUGGAAGAAUCUGCAGACACGGCUAGGUAAACAGGUACCUUAUGAUCUCCCACUGCUUUCCACAGCUUCCCUACCUCCAGCACAUUUGCAAAAGAUGCUUUUGAUAAGGAGUUCCAAGUAGCUGUGCUUCCCUUACAGCCAUCACAUGAAUUGUGAACAUCCUGUAAGUGUUUGAUGAUCAGCUGCAAGUUUUCCUGCCGGUCGGCGUGAGAUCCUGGAGCAGAAGCCGAGAAGACAGCCAGCGUUUACUGUGAAUAUACCAGUGACACUGUUCAGCUUCAGUUGUUUGCUUCCUGAGAGGCGAUUAUCCCUGAGUCUCCCAGAAUGCCUCAUCACAGUAUUUUCCUGAUCCAAAUGAGUUGCAGCCCAGGAAGGCUAAGCGACUGUUCCCUGGCUCCCCAGCUGGUAGUUUAAUGUAGUUCAUUUUGACUCAGUUUCUGCUAGCUGAAUCAGUUGCACCAUACAGGCAUUACAGUCAAGGUAUAAUCCUCCGUCCACUGACUGUCCACCACGUGGUCCUGUCUGUGAGGAGAUAAGUACGGAGACUGAGAGGCAGGAUUUCAUUUUAAAAGCAAUUUGUUGAAGCCUCUUGUUUCUGCUGAAUCUAAUAAAAUGUGGGCUUGUAUUCCAUAUGCCUUUGUUGUUAUUUGUCUGGGAAUUCAUAAUUAUUGUUCAGGAGUCACCACCAGCUUGAGAAGUGCUGAGCUAUACCAUGCUAAUGCAUGGA
This is a messenger RNA of Ochotona curzoniae (black-lipped pika), 2630 nucleotides long. It is a transcript of the gene CLN5, whose product is annotated as CLN5 intracellular trafficking protein. NCBI's taxonomy places the organism in Eukaryota, Metazoa, Chordata, Mammalia, Lagomorpha, Ochotonidae. Gene Ontology annotation, cellular component: lysosome; lysosomal membrane. The transcript has 4 exons. Gene Ontology annotation, biological process: lysosome organization. Bases 12 to 1094 code for a protein of 360 amino acids. The record is from RefSeq and is a predicted model, not a curated record. Gene Ontology annotation, molecular function: hydrolase activity, acting on glycosyl bonds.